Messenger RNA from Podospora pseudocomata, 1284 nucleotides. RefSeq lists its product as uncharacterized. Gene Ontology annotation, molecular function: hydrolase activity. NCBI's taxonomy places the organism in Eukaryota, Fungi, Ascomycota, Sordariomycetes, Sordariales, Podosporaceae. The coding region runs from base 1 to 1284 and encodes 427 amino acids. The record is from RefSeq and is a predicted model, not a curated record. The transcript has a single exon.
AUGAAGCGGAUCUCACAGGCACUGCUGCUAUGCAGCGCAUUGUACCCACCAGCAGCACAUGCGACCCCUACGCCGCACGCCGACGGCCCGUUCUACCGCCAUGACCUCCUCGCCCUUCACAAGAACCUCGUUGAGAUACCCUCGCUCAGUGGCACCGAGGAGGACGCCGCUCUGUUCCUUCAGGAAUAUCUCGGCAAGCAAAACUACUCUGUCGAGCUUCAACCUAUUCCAGCUGGGUUAAACACAGGCUCAAAUGCGAGAUGCAAUGUCCUGGCUUGGCCUACAGCUAAGAAGCCCAGCACCGCCGACUUCAAGCUCCUCAUCACAUCCCACAUCGAUGUCGUCCCACCAUACAUUCCCUACAAAACCACACCGUCAGGGCCAAUCACCCCAGACACCCUCAUCUCCGGCCGCGGUUCCGUCGAUGCGAAAGCCUCUCUUGCAGCGCAGCUCAUCGCUUUAUCCACCCUCAUCUCCUCGGAAUCCAUCUCCCCAUCCGACGUGAUGCUCCUCUUCGUAGUUGGCGAAGAAACUUCCGGCCUCGGCAUGAAGGAGUUCUCCCGCCGCUCCCGCAGCAGCAGCAAGGUUUCUCUCUUUGGCAGCAGCAGCGACGAAAAGCAGUACCGCUUUGCCUCUGCCAUCUUUGGCGAACCUACAGAGAACAAACUUGCGUGCGGCCACAAGGGGAUUACCAAUGGGAUUGUUCGCUCUCGAGGAAAGGCUGGUCAUUCAGGCUACCCACAGCUAGGCAAAUCUGCCAAUGAGGUGCUGAUUCGCAGUUUGCACACUAUCCUCAACACUGACCUUGGUUCGAGCGAGAGGUACGGCAACACGACAGUUAAUAUCGGGGUUCUGGAGGGGGGGGUGGCAGCGAAUGUGAUACCCAAGUCGGCGAGCGCUAGACUUGCUGUUCGGGUGGCAUCGGGAAGUCAAAAGGAGGGACAUAAGGAUGUUAUCGCCAAGAUUGAGCACAUUCUCAAGGAAACAGACGGGGAUGCGCUCAGUUCAGAGUGGCUUGGCGGGUAUGGACCGGUCAAGUGCAAGUGUGAAGUUGACGGGUUUGAGACUAUGGUUGCGAGUUAUGGGACUGAUGUUCCGAAUUUGGAGGGGGGGCAUACGAGUUAUCUCUAUGGGCCGGGGAGUAUCCUUGUUGCGCAUGGGGAUGAUGAAGGGUUGAGGGUGAGGGACCUGGAGGAGGCGGUGGAGGGGUAUAGGAAGUUGAUUUUGCAUGUGUUGGGUGAGGGGGAGGAGGAGGAGGAGGAGGAGGAGGGGGGGGAUUUGUGA